AUGCCGCGGCAUUCCGAGUUUGACGGGAAUCGUGAGCAUGAGCGGUUCAGCCUCUACCUCCGGCCAGUGGACGCAGACGGGCAGCCGCUCCAGGCCAGCGGGCCGGACUCGACCGAAAAACUCCGCCGGUGGGGCGGAAUGCACGCCACGCUCUGCUCCUUUGCGCCUCACCACGGGAGCGGAGCAGCGGUCACGCAUCGCACCGCGCCGGACGCUGCGAUAGAGCUCCUGAGCGCCGCAGCCGUAUCCGGCAUCUCGUCGGCCGGCGUGUCGAAGCUGGCCUCGUCCGCCUGGCGGCUCUCGCCCCACGCUACGCUGCCCGCGAGCGAGACGGGCUCGCUACUGCUGCUGCCGACGAGAGGCGGCAAGAGCGACGGCAGCCUCCCUCAAUUGGGGGCCUCCGAGGCGCUGGCCGCGAUCAGCGCCGCCGCCGCCGCCGCCAGACUCGUCAACGCGCGGCCCGCAGAGUCGCUGCACGUCAAUAUCGGGUGA
Messenger RNA from Emiliania huxleyi CCMP1516, 492 nucleotides. RefSeq lists its product as hypothetical. The coding region runs from base 1 to 492 and encodes 163 amino acids. The transcript is spliced from 2 exons. Lineage: Eukaryota; Haptophyta; Isochrysidales; Noelaerhabdaceae. The record is from RefSeq and is a predicted model, not a curated record.